Medicago truncatula (barrel medic) is the source of this 1629-nucleotide messenger RNA. Its product is annotated as COBW domain-containing protein 1. Gene Ontology annotation, cellular component: cytoplasm. The coding region runs from base 63 to 1412 and encodes 449 amino acids. The transcript has 10 exons. Lineage: Eukaryota; Viridiplantae; Streptophyta; Magnoliopsida; Fabales; Fabaceae. The record is from RefSeq and is a predicted model, not a curated record.
UGCAGUUUUGGACCUAACAGCUUUGAACGCUAGCUAAACCUUGUUUACUUGCGACAUUUCCCAUGGCGUUUUGUUUCACUGAACUUGCUUCAAGCUUAUUCGGCGCAGCUUAUCGCAAACCCAAACCCUUCACUACUCUUCUUUCCACCAACACAAAAAUCAAAAGAACUAUUCAUUUUCAACCGUUAAACUCAUCUCCAAUUUCUACAAUCUUCCUUAACAACAACCAUCACAAACUCACUCGCCUCUCAUCAUCCACCUCAUCUCCGCCUCAAACCACCGAUGACUCCGACGACGUCUCCACCGUUAUUCCACCUGAUAACCGCAUUCCUGCCACCAUCAUCACCGGUUUUCUUGGUUCCGGCAAGACAACACUGCUAAAUCAUAUUCUCACAGCGGAGCAUGGAAAACGAAUUGCGGUUAUUGAAAAUGAGUUUGGUGAAAUUGAUAUUGAUGGUUCUUUAGUUGCUGCGAAAACGGCCGGUGCUGAAGAUAUUAUGUUGUUGAACAAUGGCUGUCUUUGCUGUACUGUGAGGGGUGAUCUUGUUAGAAUGAUUUCUGAAUUAGUCACUUCCAAGAAAGGAAAAUUUGACCAUAUUGUUAUUGAGACUACUGGUUUGGCGAAUCCAGCGCCGAUAAUCCAGACCUUUUAUGCUGAGGAUACUAUUUUUAAUGAAGUCAAGUUGGAUGGUGUUGUCACUUUGGUUGAUGCGAAACAUGCUGGUUUGCAUCUUGACGAGGUUAAGCCAAAAGGUGUGGUCAAUGAGGCAGUAGAACAGAUUGCAUAUGCUGAUCGAAUAAUCGUAAAUAAGACUGAUCUUGUUGGCGAAUCAGACAUCACUUCUUUGGUCCAGCGGAUUAGGAAAAUAAACAGCCUGGCCAAUUUAAAGAGGACGGAGUAUGGAAAGGUGAACUUGGAUUAUGUUCUUGGCAUCGGAGGCUUUGAUUUGGAGAGGAUUGAGAGCGCUGUUAAUGAUGAAGGAUCAAAAGAUGAAGAUCACGCCCAUAGCCAUGACCAUGACCAUGAACACCAUCAUCAUGAUCAUCACCACCAUCACCAUGAAGAUUCACAUGACCACAAGCAUGAUCAUCACGCUCAUGAUCAUAGUCACGAUCCUGGCGUUUCAUCAGUGAGCAUAGUUUGCGAAGGAAACUUAGACCUUGAGAAGGCUAACAUGUGGCUUGGUACCUUAUUGAUGGAACGUAGUGACGACAUUUAUAGGAUGAAAGGUCUUCUAUCUGUUCAAGGAAUGAAUGAAAGAUUUGUCUUUCAGGGAGUUCAUGACAUAUUUCAAGGUUCACCAGAAAGGUUGUGGCAGCCAGAUGAGCCAAGGACAAACAAAAUUGUUUUCAUAGGGAAGAACUUGAAUGCUGAGGAAUUGGAAAAGGGGUUCAAGACCUGUUUGCUGUGAUACUAAGAAGUUUAGUACAAUGUCCUUAAUCCUUUAUUCUUUUUGAUGGUGCAUGUCGUAUAUGAGUCUGUCUAUAUACGAUACAGAAUGAUGAACCCACUUACUAUAUGAAUAGUGAAAAAUGUUUUCCAUUUCUAGAAUACCUUCAUCUUUCAAUGAAGGUUCAGUUUCAUUCCUAAAAUCGUGACUGCAUAAAUAUAAAAUAUUUUAUGUUGUA